AUGGGUGCAUAUGUCUUCCUUGCCCGGAUUAGCGCCAUCUGCCUGGCAUUUGUUACGCUGCUGGUAGGAUAUGAUCUCUACUCAGGGAGCGAAUAUCUUGAAGUCGCCUACAGGCCCUUUCGGCAUGGCUACACAAGCAUCGAUACCAACAGUACCGACAAUCCCAACAGCAGCGGGUUGACCACUGCUGUGGACAUCGCAACCACACCGAUUCCCACUCCGACUUUUGCAAUAGCCCCCCCGCCAACAGAAACGCCAGAUGGCGAUCCAGAAAAGCUCGAGAGCGCCAAAAAGUACAUCAAAUCCAUUCUUGAUCCCGACGACAAAUCCCUUCCAAGGCUGGACUGUCCUCGCCUCGAUUCCCAACGCUAUGAGUAUCUCAACCCGAAUCUGAGUUACCAGAAGCGCAGAUUCUUCUUUGCCCUCAACAUUCGCCAAAAGGUGGAACUUCUCCCGCGUCUCAUGGGUUCCAUCAUCGAAGCCAUUCGUUUCCUUGGGGUCGAAAACUGUGCAUUAUCAGUAGUGGAGGGUAACUCCAAUGACGGAACCUACGAAGUCUUCAAGUCCCUGGGACCUGAAAUGAAACGGCUGGGAAUUGACUAUCACUUCCAGCGCAGCGAUCUUGACCCCGGCGCCGGUGAGCGCAUCCCGAGGCUUGCAGAGCUCCGCAACCUCGCUCUGUUGCCCCUCCUCCAGCGCAGCAAGCACUACGCCUCCGACGCAACGGUCCUUUUUCUGAACGACGUCGCCCUCUGUGCCGAGGACAUCCUGGAACUCGCGCACCAGCGCCUCAGGUUGGGGGCGGACAUGACCUGCGCAAUGGACUGGACGUACGUUGGCGCCGACCCGACGUUCUACGAUGUCUGGAUCAGCCGGACGAUCGCGGGCGACUCAUUCUUCAACAUCCCCGCAGACGGUAAUUGGAAUUCGGCUUGGAACAUUUUCUGGAACGAGCCGACGACGCAGACGCUCUUCUCGGCGCAUCGUCCCUUCCAGGUGUUUUCGUGCUGGAACGGGGCUGUGGCGAUCACGGCGCGGCCGUUACUGGAUCGCCUCAUUCGGUUCAGAGCGCAUGGUGAAGGUGAAUGCUUCCAAGGAGAGCCUUCGCUGUUCUGCAAAGACAUGUGGAACAACGGGUUCGGCAAGAUCGCCGUCGUUCCUAGCGUCAACCUGGAGUAUAGCGACGAGGCUGGUAGGAAGAUCAAGGCGGCCAAGGGUUACACCAGUCAAUGGGCGACAGACGAUGAAGACAGCAAGCCAAAGUUAGAGUGGAAGAACGAACCCCCGGAGAAAGUCAAGUGUAUACCCAGUUAUGAGAAGCAGACUUGGGAACCAUGGAAUCAGGGCUUAGAAUAA
Colletotrichum karsti is the source of this 1356-nucleotide messenger RNA. Its product is annotated as alpha-1, 3-mannosyltransferase CMT1. The record is from RefSeq and is a predicted model, not a curated record. The coding region runs from base 1 to 1356 and encodes 451 amino acids. Lineage: Eukaryota; Fungi; Ascomycota; Sordariomycetes; Glomerellales; Glomerellaceae. The transcript has 2 exons.